This is a messenger RNA of Schistosoma bovis, 7701 nucleotides long. The record is from the annotation of a GenBank genome assembly. Lineage: Eukaryota; Metazoa; Platyhelminthes; Trematoda; Strigeidida; Schistosomatidae.
AAACAAGUCUGACUCGCAGAUGACCUUGCGGUGGGAGUUGUAAGCGAUGUCGAAUGUCGGGAUGAUUUCCAUGAAAAUGUCUGCUUCAUGGGAAGCUGAAAAGUCCUCAUCGAAUGCCAUUCCGAGACUCUGUAGCCUUAGUUUGGUGCAAAUAAUAUUGGAUAGGCCUAUUGAACCUGAAUGCCCAAACACAGGAUUUUAUGUAGUCGUUCGAAUGCGUGGUACAGCUCGUCGGGUUUUACGUUCGCCUGAGAUCACUCUUAUUUGUCCACGUGCUUCACAGCCACAAAAUGGGGUUGCAAACUUUCAUUCAAACAAUGUCCAACAUAAUCCGACUGAGAUCGGCUGCGGCGACUCAACCGGUCAGGGAGGAUGUUCUCUUUCCCUCAACACACCUGGAUCCUUAGUUGGCGGUGGCGUUUCGGUUCUUAUUGACUUCACGUGCAAUAUUCAGUAUUCACAUUUCCUGACUCGUGACUCUAAUACGCUUCAAAUUUUACUCCAACGUCGUAAAAAGUACAAAAGCAAAGCUGUGAAUUUAGGAUACAAGACACUUGCUUACUGUAAUGUCAGCCUUGCCCAAGUUUUACAACGUCGUAUCGAGAAUCGAUUUUUAGAUUUAUAUACCGAUCCAAAGUGUUCCACUCAUCCAAUUGGUAGAAUCGAAGUUUUAUACUUAUCAAGUUUACCUAUUGAAAAAGAUUUAUUAAACGGAAAGCGUAAAGUUGUAGAUGAAGAUGAAGAUUAUCCUAUACCAGAUGUUUAUAGUGAACAAGAGGAUUCAGAUCAUGUUGAAGAAAGUGAUGACGAUCAGAUAGCUGAGUGUGAAAUAGUUGGACAUAGUCGUCAAAAAAAGCUCGUUAAAGCUAUGUCUGUUGGUUGUGUAAAUCAAAAGCAAAUUAAGCAAAAAUUAAUUGGUUUACUGAAAAAAUUAAAAAUUAGUGAUCCUAAUGAGGUUGAUUUAGAUGUGGCUACAACAUCGAAAUUAUGGGAUGAAAUUGAUCGUAUAGCGACAGCUAGUGAUAUCGAAGAGGAUUCAGAUGCGGAAAGUUAUAAUUUAGUUUCGAUUCAGAGUACACCACGACCAACACUUCGACCUUUUUUCGCUACAGCCGGUAGCUCUGAUGAUACAUUGAGUGCCGAUGCUGGAGCGAAAUUGUUGAAACGCCUACAAAGAGAGUUACUUGCCCAAAGUGAAACUGAUACAUCACCGGAUACUGUACAUCUACGAUCUAUGCUAGCUUCAGUUGGUAAAUCGGUAAGCUUUCAAAACCCAUUCGGGAAAUCUUCUGGAAAGUCCGAUUUAUUACCUUUAGAGAGAUUUUCCGCACUACCAGGUUCACCUACGACAACAUUUACUGGUUCUGGACCUUUGCAUUCCACUGAUUCUUCACUCCUUCAACGAGGUGGUGGUCAUAUGAUGAGUUUAGCUGGUGGCCGAUUCGCCAAACGAUUUGCGCAUAUUCGACGACGAUCUAAUUCAAAGCAUAUUUUUGGAAUGCAUAGACCCAAUAAAUCUAACUACAACCAGGAAUCUGAAACGGUUAAUCAACGUGUAGAAAAUAUUACUAUGGAAAGUGAAUCGUCAGAUGAUCACUCUCCAACUGAUGGUGGAUUAGAUCCUUCUUGUUUAUCUUUAUCUCGUGGACAAGAUACAAUUUUUGACUAUUCCGCUUUACAUAAUUCUUCGGGAGAUUUCUCUCAAGCAAUAAACCCUACACUUUGUUCUACUCCAGAAACUAAUCGUUCGUAUAUAUUAGGCGAUAGAGGAAUUUCCGAUGGGAAUAUUGCUUAUGAUGAAAAGAAAAUUCAUGAGAAAACACCAACCAAUUGUAAUACAGAUUUCUCAACUAGUGAAAAUAAAUCUUUCGAAGCAUCAGCAAAUUCUUUUGGUACUUCUACGGAAAUGAAUCCGUCAAAUUUAGAAAAACUAGCAAGUGUCACAUUUAUUGUUGGUAGUUUCGAAAAAUCUGGAAAAAUUGUAUUUAGUCUACUAUCUGAAUUAAAUCUACGUUUAUUUAACGUAAAUUCACUCAUUGAAAUGCGUACAAUUUUCACACGUUUGGCUAAUGAAGCACAAAGCUAUACACGACGUAUAUCCGAUGGUGAUUAUAUUAAAAUUUGUAUACUCGGUGGAAAUUUAUUAAUUAAUCUUGUCUUACGUGCUUAUGUUGAUCAAUUAAGUUGUAGAUCUACAGAAUUGAUAACUGCUUUUCGAUUUUUCAUUAUACCAAUUGAUGGAUUAACUAGAUUUAUUCAUCAUUCAUCAGCAUUACAACAUCAACGAAGUCGGAACAAUCUAAUGAAGACUAAUCAGAUAUCAGAAGUUGGUAGUCAACAACGGCAGCAGCAUACAAUGGAUACACCAUGUAACACUGGAUGUAAUCAAUCUAAUCUGAAUGAUUAUUCUGAUCGUACUUCGCUACCAUCAAUUCAUGGAUCAAAUUACUUUAACAAUCUGUUUACGUUUCAUCUUUGUCAAAUUGAUCCAAUUUAUGGAAGCUUAUUUUCAGAAUUAUGCAAUGAGUCUGCUUCUGUCGAUGUUAAUUCUACGAUGAAUGAUUUAGAUUUGUUAGUGCUACGAUCUGAAUUGGUUAAUCGUAUUGUGAAAUAUUUAACAAAUGGUAGAAAUGUCCAUCCAUUUCCUAUUGGAUCAUGUCUUCUUGGCUCAUCAAAAAAUACUUCAACUAAUGUAAAUAAAAUGCAAAAAUCUCUAACUACAGACUGUACUAAUGCGAUGUCAAAUUUAUCUUCAACCAAUAUAAAUAUUGCAAAUCAGUCAGGUCAAGGAAUAACAGACCAAAAUGCUUGCUAUUCAGAUGGGAUUUCUUGUUCAGGUAAUAAUAAUAUUCAGAAUGAAGAAAUGGUUAUUCCAUUCAUUUUAAAUGUUCGUCUAGGCAAUUGUUCAACAUUAAAUUAUCCUGGCUUAUUGACAACUGUUCCAACACAGACUAAAUCUCAACACCAACAGCAGACUAGUCGAUCGUUUACUACCGAUCCAUCUUCUAAUUCAUUUAAUACAUCUACAGUAGUAACUAAUACAAGUACCGCUGACUUUGAUUUUAAAACACCUAGUGAUCCAGAACAAUCUUAUACUAAACGUAAUAUUAGUCCUGAAUCAGUUUCACAUAAUGCAACCAUAGCACCAAGAAUACGUCGAAACUUUUCACUAUCAUUUCGUUCACAUAAAACACUACUUAAACGAAAAUCUUCAUGGAGAAAUGGAUCUUUUAGAACUAAUAACAACAGGAAUAGUGCUAGUAGUAGUAUUACUACUACUACCGCUACUACACGUUUGUCUGAUAUUCUACCCGGGUACAUUAAACAUUUACAUUCUAUACUGCAUACGAUAAUAGUAAAUACCAUUUCUCUAACCAGCAAACUUUAUGCCUUGGUUUUGAGCUUAUUAUUUAGCUGAACCACAAACAGUAUAUUUACACAAUGCAUGUGUUACGAAGUUAACAAAGGUUUUGUCUCUGUAUUUAUGUGUGUUAUUUAUAGUAUUUUUUAUUCGAUUUACAACUAUUUUACACAAUUUAUUGUCCAUUAUUCUUCCACUCAUUUAUCUAAUACCUUGCUGGAAUAAUCAAUUUUAGUCUAAUUUCUGCAUGUAACACCUUCAAUAUUAUGAUGUUUGCCGUUAACUUGGCUUUCUUUUUUCAAACGUGGUUUCAUCAGUAUAUAUUUUUCUAUUUAGAGAGAACUAAGACACACAACGUAUAGUUCCUGGUGUAUGUGAGAAAUUUACUUGUUAUGUGUUUGUAUAAACACCUAUUAAAAUAACCUAUAUAUUUUUAAACUUUUAUGAGAAAUUUCUUCACAUAUACUCUUAUCGUGAAAUAAACUAGUUUUUAAGCUAGAAUAAUAACAGUGGAUAACAAUAAAAUGUCUACAGUACAACCCGUUAAUCAGUUUCCGAACGUGAAAAACUAUAUAACAAUUACCACCUUAUUGUUCUGUGUAUCUUUAUUUUGACCUAUCAUUAGUGAACAAGAUCAUUCAAUUUUCUUAACACAUUAGUUGGUUUUUUAUUGUAAAAUGAUCUACAAUUUAAAAAUGUGUGAAAAUUCCUUCGUAUGUUGGUACUGUGUGGGCAUGUGUGUAUAUAUCAAUUCGAAAAUAUUUUUCAAGGUGAAAAUUCUCAUGUUUUAGGGAUAAUAUACAUUUCUAUAUGAAUAUAAAAUCACAAUCCGAUCAAAGUUGGACAACGAUUGAAAACCUGGAGGCACUAGACGGCCAUUUCAUUGCAGUGUGAGACUUCUCAGUGGUGCACAUCGGCGACCCCACAAGUGGGGAUGAAACCCAUGGCCUUCGGUCUCGCAAACAGAUGCUUAACCUCUAGACCAUUGAACUGGCACCCUGUAGUGUUAAUGUCUAACUACAAUCAAUCCACGAUAUUGCGCGACCACCCGACAUGGGUUAGCUCCACAGUUUCUCACUAGAACUCAGGAAAUGUCUUUUUUUAGCUGGUCACUAAUGAGCUGAGCUCAUGAUAAUUGUCUUUAUGUGUUGUGGAGAUUGUUGAUUAACAAUAAAAUCAUGAGUUGGUCAAACUCAGAAAACCUGUGAAAACCUAGAUGUUCACUUCUGAGAAGCCCCAUGCUAGGAUGAAACGUCCAUCCGGUGCCUUCAGGUUUUCACUGAUUGUCUAACUUUGAUCGACUCGUGAUUGUGUUUUUAAUUAAAAACCCUCACAAGCCCAUUGCGGCAACAUAAAGAUAGAUUCAAUUAAACAUGGAUUACUUGACACGUUUCUGUUAUAAUUUUGUUCUUCAAAUUAAAUAAUGAUAAUAAUUAAACAUUAACAAUUUUCCGUGGAAUAGAUUAUAAAUCUGUUUCAGAUAGUUAAAGGUAAUUGCUAUGAAAACCUUGGACCAGAGUUUCGCACUUCUCGGUAGCAAUCAUCGAGAAUCAUCUUCAUUCUUGAUUGAUAUGAUACUAUUGUAGGGAUUUAACUUUGUUUUACUGUGUACCGUAUUCAAGGGUCUGAAUAAUCGACGACAGUAACCUUAAUUUCAGAUGUCUUAACUGAAUGACAUUUUUGGAAACUUGAUAAAUAUACGAAUACUGAUUAAUAUACUAAUAAAUAAGCAACGCGGAUAAGAUUGAUUAAAAUUAAAUUCUCGAAAAUGAAUGUCGGUGUAACUUAUUUAUCAAGCAUGUGUUAAUGUACGCGACUUUGCCCCACAUCUUGUAUCAGUAUGUGUGCCAUCAGUAGUUCAACUACUCAAAUUGAAAUAUGUAUGCGUCUCGGAGAGAGGUCAAAUGUAUGAUCUAAUAGUUCAAAGUCAUGAUUCAACUGUUAAAUUCUGAUUUUUAUUACGAAAAUCAAUAGUCGACUUUCAUUCUGUUUAUCAGUGGUGUGCAAACUAACAAACUCAUAUGUUUACUUUUAAUUUUGUCAUAAUAUUUAUAUAGAUGAUUAUUUCUGACUUACCAAAUGUAAACGAAGUCAUUAUAUCAACGUGUAUUUGUGUUUGUUAAAUUAAGUUUUGCCUAAUUAAUUAGUUGUUUCUUUUAUGUCAUUGUCUUUCUACUUGUCUUUUUGUAUAAUGUAUGACGUAUUUUUAAUAUAUUUCGUUUCUCUAGGGAAUGUGUUUUAUGCAUUUGAAUUUCAUUCGUACCAUUUAUUUUUACACGUUUCCUCAUUCAAAUAACUACGGAGAUUUAAAUAUUUCAUAGAGCAUUACACCAGUCUUUUAUCCGAAGAAAACCACCUAAAUAUACGUAUAUUUCCUUCUUAAUAAAACAAUUGAAACCAUAGAAAUAUUUUUAAUUUGCGGGCCUUUUUACUUCAUUUAUAAUAAUUGAUUUGAUGAACAUUGCGAUCAUAUAAUCACUUAAGGUUUCUAAUCAUGCCCAGUAAUAGUUAAUGCUAAAUAUUCACAAUGGCGUCGGUGUAUACACUCCCUGUCUUCCCUUAAACUAAGAGACUAAAAUCACUUCAUUCUUUCUGUCUACGAACUAAUUCUUUCUUCCUAUACUAUAUCCUUAUUGCAACCUUUGACCUAACCACUCCUAUGAAUCCGCUGUUCAUCUUGCUGUGCUAAUGAGGUAUGGCAACCUGGACCGAUGCACAUAUGUGCCUGGUCCUACGUUGUAGCUGACUGACUGACUGAUAUUACGUGUUUUUAUUUAUUAUUUCUCAUUUAAACAAAGUUUAUUACUUUGGAUAUUUUAGUUUUAGUUUGACUGAAUUUCCAUUAAAGUUACAAAAAUGAAUUGAAAAAAAAGAAACUGAUUACAGGAAUUCAUUCAUAUGAUACAUUAGACAUAAUUCUAUCGUAUUGUUACGCAGAGAUUGAUCAAGAUGUUUUCUGAUUAUUUUAUGUGUCAUUCAAUAGUUAGUACAUACAGUCAAAAAAGAUUUUUGAAUAUAGAUGAACUUUCUAUCCGUGAUUUAACAAACUAUUUGGAUCUUGUCGAAUUUUAUGCGUGUGUGUGUGUUUAUGUUGAAACGUUGUGAUAAUUAUGUACAAAAGCAAUCUAUAAUUUAUAUUCCUUGUAUAUAUAUCAUUUUAACAUUGAGCGCGCUACAUCGAUAUUGUUAAGAAUCACUGAAUGUUCAAAGGUCUUUCUGUUUUGCAAAGUAUAUUAGAAUACCGUAUCUUUCAUACGUGGAGUCUAAUAAAUAUACACUUUUUAGGACUCUUCAUUUACCCUAAAUUCAUGUCUCCGAAAUGUUGCUUCACAAUAAUAUCGAGGAUUUUUAUAGGUUACAGCUUUAUGUUCAAUAUUAUGACUGGUUUUCAGCCAUUUUACUAACAGUUUCCUCCUAGUAAUUCUUAUUAUUUUGGAAAUCCAAGGCAGUAAACACACUGAAUAAUACAUAAAGUUAUUUUCUCAUGAUAAAUUCGAAUAAGACCUUAUCACAUAAAGUGGGCCUCGUCGGUUGAGACUUGUAAUAAUUUUAUAAUAUUGAUUUUGAGAGUUUGGAGGCAAGAUACUCUGAAUCCAGUUCUCUUGCUAUUCAAGGCUUGUUAGCAGGGGAUAUUUGCAAUCACCAAAGGAAUUGGUGCUUCCUACAUCAUGUGAGCCAUUGUCAAGGAAAUGAUGGAUUGUUAUUAACUGACUCCAAACACCUAGUAGCAACGCAUAGUGCACUUGAUUUCGAGUCACUUAGACCAACGGUCACAUUGUAACUUGGCCGAUAAAAUUUGAUUACUGCCGAAACUCAACACUGGUUAUUACUUAAUGGAACAAUUAAGACAUUUCACCAACAUUAUUUUUUGCAAAACACUUGACACGUUCUUGUAGCUGCUAAUUUGUUUACUAAAAUUAUAUUUUUUUCGUCGCACUUUCUAUUCAUGUUACUUUGAAUCAUAAUAUGUGUGUGCAGCUUUUUAACAAUAUGCAAGUGAUAUUCUAUUUUCCUUUACAUGACUUAACUAUGUUUGACUUUGCUGCUUUUUAUUACAAAUAUUUUUUAAAUUAAUCUACUAAAUACUUCAUAAUGCGCAUUAAUAAAAUCCUAACAAUGAAUUUUAAUGUUAAUUCAUACUUCUUUCCAAGUUACUAUUAACUACUCCAUUUAUUAAUAUUAUUUUGGCAAAUAUAGAUCACAUUCUUCUACUCAAAGAAGUGGUCAGUCACCAAUAUUCGGUUCCGAUCGACGCCUUUGGGAUAUUCAAAUAGAGUACUGGUCGAUACCUAGUCAGACUACAACAAUAAGUAGCAGUAGUCAAAUUACUUCAAUGUCCU